Messenger RNA from Mytilus trossulus (common blue mussel), 1061 nucleotides. RefSeq lists its product as uncharacterized. The coding region runs from base 107 to 859 and encodes 250 amino acids. The transcript has 6 exons. The record is from RefSeq and is a predicted model, not a curated record. NCBI's taxonomy places the organism in Eukaryota, Metazoa, Mollusca, Bivalvia, Mytilida, Mytilidae.
GUGUUGCGGAAAUAUUUAAACAUUUUCAAUAUUACCUCGCGUUAUGUAAGGGACAUAAUAAUUUCCGUCCACUUGAAACUGAUUAUACCAAUAUAUCAAAACGAAGAUGGAUUUUAAAAGAGAAGGUCUUGACUACAUAUAUGCUGGGUGCUAUGGCAGAUAUAGGCCAAAAAUAUUCUCUCCAUACUUUUAUAAAAAUUCAAGCCUGAAUAUGUCUCCAUUUGUUUGUAUGAGACACUGCCAAACAACAUUGUCGAUUCAAGAGUUCGGGAUAACGGGUGGUGACGUAUGCAGUUGUGGAGAUAAGGAUUAUAUCCCUUUUUGGAACCUCGCCGAUAGAACUAGACUACCUGUCAAAUUGAACGACAAAGAGUGUGAUAUAUACUGUUCAAGUGAUAAAGUUUACACGUGUGGUGGGAAUUUCACGUUCUCUGUCUACAACAUUGUAACAAACAUAACAAAAUCCACAGUGCCUCCAUCCCACCCAGUAACACCACAUUCUGAACGAAACAGUAAUUAUGCUGGUGGCAUUGCUGGUGUUGCAGUAGGCUUGACUUUAUUGCUGAUGCUAGCAAUACUAGUCGUAUUGAUAAGAAAACGGUCUAAGUCAAAUGCAAAACGAUCCGUGCAAUCUUGUUCAAACACGAAUGAGUCGGUGAGAUAUGACAACGUCCCACAAUCUACACCAGGCGUUAACGGUCCUUAUGCAACACUGACCGUAGCCAGUGAUGGUCAGACAUAUGAUGAUCUAAUGCCGACAGAAGAAACGUAUGAAAAUACCAUAACAAUUGCCACAAACCUUAAAGAGUCGACACAAGACACAAAACACAAGCAAAGAAAGAAGAAAAGGACAAACUGAUGAAGUCAUCAAAUUGGUAACGUUCGUUGCUUUGGUUGGAACCAGCGACUGAUAUUUUCCCAAGAAAAUUUGUUUGUGACGUUUACAACUUUAUAAUUGUUUAAUGAUCCAUUGAUUUUUUUUAGACUGCAUUUACAAACUCGCAGAGGAAAUGUUAAUUUUUUGGUAAACAUAGAUCGCAAAAAUAAAUAUGAACAAUGUA